This is a messenger RNA of Equus quagga, 691 nucleotides long. RefSeq names its product translocase of inner mitochondrial membrane 13 (gene TIMM13). The coding region runs from base 63 to 350 and encodes 95 amino acids. The transcript has 3 exons. The record is from RefSeq and is a predicted model, not a curated record. NCBI's taxonomy places the organism in Eukaryota, Metazoa, Chordata, Mammalia, Perissodactyla, Equidae.
CGACUUCCGGCGCGGGUACGGGUCGGCGCACGCGGCCGCGGUCUGGUUGACUUUGCCGAGCCAUGGAGGGCGGCUUCGGCUCCGACUUCGGGGGCUCGGGCAGCGGCAAGCUGGACCCGGGGCUCAUCAUGGAGCAGGUGAAGGUGCAGAUCGCCGUGGCCAACGCGCAGGAGCUGCUGCAGAGGAUGACGGACAAAUGCUUCCGGAAGUGCAUCGGGAAGCCGGGGGGUUCCCUGGACAAUUCCGAGCAGAAGUGCAUCGCCAUGUGCAUGGACCGCUACAUGGACGCCUGGAACACCGUGUCCCGCGCCUACAACUCGCGGCUGCAGCGGGAACGAGCCAACAUGUGACCGGGCCGCCGGCAGCACCCCUCCCCGGCCAUGUCCACAGAUGUCCUUGGCGGAACGGGCCGGCGUGCGUGGACUUUACGAGGACGCGACCGGUGCUGGGACACUGGGGACUCCGCCCUCUCCGCCGCCCACCCGCACCUGCCAGCACCUGCAGCUCGCGUCCCGGGGGCGCUGGGCACUUCCCAGAGCGCUGGCACCCCUCCUGCUGUGCCCAGGUCUACCUCGAGUCCUGGACCCAGAAUCCGGGUUGGGACCUGGGGGGACGUGGUCAGACCCCAACUGAGCUGUGACCCCCCCACCUCGGGGGUGACAAAUAAAUUGCCGAGGGGGCGCGGAGAGCA